Molecule: messenger RNA, 1513 nt
Organism: Talaromyces stipitatus ATCC 10500
Lineage: Eukaryota; Fungi; Ascomycota; Eurotiomycetes; Eurotiales; Trichocomaceae
Product: transcription factor TFIIH subunit Tfb4, putative
Exons: 3
Coding region: 291-1433 (380 amino acids)
Biological process (GO): nucleotide-excision repair; regulation of DNA-templated transcription
Cellular component (GO): transcription factor TFIIH holo complex; transcription factor TFIIH core complex
Source: RefSeq, a predicted model, not a curated record
AAUCUGGGCAAGUCUCAAGUUUGAGCCUUCGUCACCGAAUAAAGCAACGAAAGGCCAGGGAAAGCGGUCAGACUAGCGUGACUAGUCAAUAUUGAGCGAUGCAGAUCUGCGACUUCCAAUUUGCUCAUUCAAGCUUCAGCUUUGCUUUGCUUUGCCUCAAUCAAAGCAUACAAAUUUUAUUCCCAUCUCUUGGGAGCACAACGUAGACAGUGCCGGUGCUGGUUCAUCCGAACCUUCAUCUUUCUGUUCAUGAUGCGCUCUAUCCUUGUCACACUUGCCAUCCGUUUACGAUGAACGCCGUGGAUGCUUCGGAGCAUUAUGAGAGUGUUGCUACUGAACCAGCGCCUUCGCUCCUUGCAAUCGUUCUCGAUGUCAAUCCCCAUGCUUGGGCAUUGCUUGAAGACCAGUUACCUUUCUCCAAGGCACUGGCCAAUUUAUUAGUGUUUAUAAAUGCACACCUCGCGUUCAACUACACAAAUGAAGUCGCUGUGGUUGCAUCUCAUAGCCAGCGUGCGGCGUGGCUAUACCCUACACAUAGCCAACAACAAAAGACCUCGACGAAUCGACAGGAUGCCGAUGGAGAUAUUGAAAUGAAUGGACAGGAGGCGCACAAUAUCCAUUCUUCGCGUACUUCCACCCAAAAUAACAUGUAUCGUCCGUUUCGAGUGGUCGAGGAACAAGUGCUGGAGAAUGUCAGAGAACUUUUGGCUUCGACGGAUGCGUCUGAUGUGAGCGCCACUUCGACCAUGCUAGCUGGUGCCUUGACACUGGCGCUCAGCCAUAUCAACCGGCGAACUAUGACCUGGACAGAAACACACGGUAACAGUAGCGUUGAUACUGCUAAUGCGGCCACGGGUUCAUCAUCGGCGGCAGCUGUAUCAGGCGGUAAUGUCAGUCUGGGACUCCAAAGUCGGAUUUUGAUUGUUUCCGUCAGCAGUUCUACGGAUUCUGCGCAUCAAUACAUCCCAAUUAUGAAUAGCAUCUUUGCGUGUCAACGACUACAUAUCCCUAUUGAUGUUUGCAAGCUGAGCGGCGAUGCCGUCUUCUUACAACAAGCAUCAGACGCUACACGAGGAGUCUACAUGUCUCUGACCGAGCCUCGAGGCCUCCUACAGUACCUCAUGAUGGCAUUCCUCCCCGAUCAGCGAUCUCGAAAGCACCUUGUCCUACCUUCACGAGUCGAUGUUGAUUUCCGAGCGGCUUGUUUCUGUCAUCGCCGCGUGGUUAAUAUCGGCUUCGUAUGUUCGAUAUGUCUUAGCAUUUUUUGCGAACCGCCAGAGAAUGGCGACUGUUUGACCUGCGGCACACAUUUAGAGAUUGGAGAUUAUGGCGCAAGACCGGCAGUACUGGGAAAGAAAAAGAAGAAAAAGAAAGCACGCUUGAAUGGGUCGUCAGCAACCGCAACGCCAACACCGACAGCCACUCCUGGCUGAAUGCAUUUUAUCUAAUUGGGAAAGGGUAAACAUUUAGGAUUAUAUAUAUGUGAACCAAACAAAAUAAUAGAAGCUACUCA